ACAUAAUAGGCGUGAUGACAGUUAGUCUUAAACAGAUGCAAAUUCAGUCCUGAUUGCCGAUUGCCUGUACGGAAACUGUUACGCGUAGUUAUGUGUGGAAGAUGUACGAACAAUCGCACACAGCCCACAAAAAGUCGUCGUCUUUUGUAUGUACGUGCUGUGUACGCUGCUGCUAACGACGCUGCGCUGUCUGUUACCGAGUACACAACAUGUAGGGACGACACUAUGUCGACGGCAAGGCAAUCGCAAUUAGAAAAGUUCGGCGCAGCAUCGAUUUUUUCAAAAUACACGCGAUUGAAUUGAAUGUGAAUGGUUGGCCAAAAAAAAAAAAAUAAAUAACAAAAAGGUGCACCAGCCAUCCAAAUAUCCAAAAGCAAAUAGCAAAUAGCAAAUAUCAAAUACCGACUACCCAAUACCCAACACCCAAUAACCAAUACCGAAAACCAAUAUUUGAAAGCUUUCGCCUUAUCGCUGGUCUAGAGCCCCAAAAGCAGAGCCGAAUGCAUUGGAAAAGGAACUGAACCACAACCAGAACCAAAAGCCGGACCUGGAGCAUUGGUGUAAUUCAUUGGAAGCUUACACGCAAAAGAAAUGGACACAUCAAAUGCCAGCAGCGCUAAAUCAAAGACGUCUGCGUCGGCCAGCAGCAGCAGUAGUAUCAAUGGAUUGGGACUAGGAUUGGGAGCUCAAAACAAGCAUAUAUCGUCGCAGGAGAACGCCAACGUUGCUGGCCAGGAUGACAAAAACGAUGCCCAGAUCCAGACCCCGUUGGCAGCAUCAGCAGGAGCAGCAGGAGCAGCAGCAGCGGCAGCGGCGGCAACAGCAGCCGGAACAGUCCUGACGGUAGUCGGUCACGACCGGAAUUCGAGCAAGAGCACUGCUCCACAAUCGGCACUGCUGCACCUUCCUCCGCCAACGGCCACCGCCUUAGUUAGCCACCAAGCAAGUGCCAAUAUCUCGGAGCUGCGGGCACGGCCAUCAUUCGUAUCAAAUACCUCAACGACGGAAGGCAAACCGAUGGCCAUACCCUCGGAAUCGGCCUCCUCCACAUCGGAGCCCAGCUGCCCGGCUGUGGUCGCCGCGUCGAUGGCUUCCAGUGCCUGUGACUUUGACUCCGACACGGAGCUCUCGAUUGUGGCCGCCGCAGCGGCGGUUUCGGCCGCAGCCGGCAUAGAUGCCAGGUCGCCCACAUCGCCCACGCCCUCCGCUGCGUCGACAAUAAUGCCCGCCCUGAGUUCCGCUGCCGGAGGAGGCACUGCAGCCUCCCUCUCCCUCGCAACCAUGGCCGGCAGUCAGGGCGGUGGCGGGGGAUUUGGGGCAGGAUCAGGAGCUGUCGGAGCCGGCAAUACGAACGGGCACACCACCUCCAGCAGCAACAGCACUCACCUUAGUCUAAAUGCCAAGCAACAGCGGCAGCAGAAACGUCGGCGGGAACGUGCCCAGCGUUUGCAAGCGGAACGCGACAGUCGAUGCAAUGCCAGUUCGCUCAGCGGCGGCACAUUCAUUGCCGGAUCCGUGGGGGUCAGUGGCAUGAGUGCAGCCAGUGGUGUGAAUGCAGCCGGAGGAGUUGGAGGAGCAGGUCAGGGUGGCCUCAUCACGCCGAGCGGCGGCAACGGCGGCAACGGCGGCGGUGGAUCAUCAUCGGUGGCCAUCGGGAACGGUUUGGCGGCAGGACCUGGCAACAAUGGCAUGAUCUAUCACAUCAAUAGCGCUGGCAGCAUGGGCGAGGACAGCAACAACUCCAAUGGCAACUUCACCAGCAGCAGCAAUGGCAGCAACAAUCUGCUGCCCCCCACAGAUAGUAUUGCAUCGUUACUCCUGAAUCCACCACAUUCCCCCGAGUGCAACUCGGGCCUAAUGGCCACGCCUAGUGAUAGCGAAGGGGAGUCGCUGGACGAGGACCUGCUGUCGACGUCGUCCUCGUCGACGCUGCUUUUGCCACGCGACAAGCCGCCGCCUCGACCACCACCUCCAGUUCGAAGAAAGUUGCCACGAUCUCCCGUACUGGAAGAGGAAAUCAUCGAUGGAUUUGCUAUACUGGAGUUCAAGACAUACGAGGAUCUUGAGUUUGCCAUCAAGUUGGGACAAAAACGCAAGGAAAAGCGCCUUUCUGCAUUGGACGAGCUAACUUGUACCUACAGUAUAGAGGAAAUGAAAAUUCCAAAGGUCAUCGAUACGGGCCAAUCGCAGCAAACAUUGCGUGUCACCAGCCUGUCCACGUUGACUGUAACCAACAACAACAACAACAACAAUAACAACCUGAAGGAAAACCCACAGCCUCUUCACCGUGGUGGCAAUGUCAUUGGCAGCAAUAUCAACAAUAUGGCCAGCAAUGGUCCAAAUGCAAACAGCAAUAGCAACAGCAGCAUGGCUAACGUGGUGUAUCUGUUGCCAUCUGUGAACAUUGGAUCGGUUUUGGAGACGGAAACCGAACCCAUUGACCGGAAUCAUUGGCGAUCCGAAUAUGGGCAACAGCAGGACCAAAUGCAAUCCGACAAUAGCGCAAACAGUAAAAGUAAUAUGAUUAGUGAUGAUAAUCAAAUUAACAAUAGUAGUCACCAAAUAAAUCACGCCUCCAACCAAUCAAACAAACAAGCGGACGCUGCCUGCAAUGCGGCCAAGAUGCAAGUGAACAACAACAGUGCAACUAGUACCAGAUUUUUGGAGAACGACAACGAUUCACUCAUGUUGGAUAUAAGCCUGCCAUCGCUGGGCGUUGGUGCGGCCGCAUCGCAUAAUCAUGACCACAUCGAUGUGGCCAUGAUUCACGCCAGUUGCACUGGCAGCGACACCAAAAAAUCUCACAACUCCCCCGCCACAAGUAACACCGUUGACCAAUUGCAUUCGACAAAAUCGCUGCCCUCGCUCCAGCUCAAUAAUUUAAUAUCAAGUGAUCUUACCGCAACUGCAAACGCAAAUGCAAGCGCAAAUGCAAAUGCAAACGCAAAUGCAAACUCAAACAAUAACCACCUGAGUGUAGGCAAACUUGGAUCGCAAUCGGCACAGGUCGUAAAGAAAUCGAACGGGCUGGAGAACAUCGAAACCGUCACGACAUCUGCGACCUGCCGCUCGCUGGAAAUUCAGGAACUUUCUAAUGCACCAGCGCAGGGUUUUGGGGCCAGUGGCAGUAUAAAAAAGGAGAACGAGCAAAGUGAUCUUUUAAAUGACGCUUCAAUUAAUUGUAGCAGCAACAGCAAAGGAAAUAAUAUCUGUGAUAAUGUCAGCAAUGAUAAAAAGAAUUCUGAACAAAUAUUUGAUAUUGAUAACCCCCCCACGUCUAUGAAUGUUUCAAAUACUUCAACGUGUCAGGAUCGAUCGACUUCCCGCAAGUUAUCCGACCUUCCGCACCAUAAGAAGAAGAGUGCGGCGUGUGGAGAUAAUGGCACCUUUCCGGGAGUACCUUUUACGCCGUCAUUGAGCACAGUGUCUGUGGGCAAUCCAGAAAGCGAUGCAAGUAAAGCUUUAACCAUAAAGAACACUUCUGAGAGUAGUAUACAAGCCAAAGCGGUUCACGCCGGUGCCUCUGUGUCCACAUCUCCGGCGAACGCAGGCGAAUCUGGGAACAGAGAGCUUGGCAUGCUGCAGAAAUCCUCUUCCGAAAAGGCCCAUUAUCCCAGCUUGUGCGUUGCUCCAUCUGUGUCGUCGGUGCAAUUUCCCAACGUUGGAAUAUCAGCUGGAAACGAGAAAAUCGUGUCAACAGUUGCGUCUGAUAUUGAUCAAAAGAUUAUGUUUAAUACCAAGACAAGUGUUUCAAACGGAUUGUCAUCAGGGGUGCAACAACGGUCAAUUGUUCCAUUGAUAUCUGCUGUGCAAUCGCAGUCGCAAUCGCCAGCUACAGCAACACUAAGCAGUCCAUUUAGCGCACACAUUGCAACACCGAAUGCUGGAUUAUCGUUAUUGACUUCGGCUUCAAGUGUGAUUCUAGGCAGCAGCAUAAAAUCAAAUGAUAACUUUGCAAGAAGUAACAACACCAGCAGCAGCACCAGCAGCAGCAACAACACCAACAACAACAACAGUAACAACAACAACAACAUUGGAAGUUCAAACAGUCAGGGAACAAUAUCAACGGUCGGUGGAUUGUCUACAGGCUCGGAAACAGCGAAAAUCAGUUCAGUUGCAAUCUCCUCACCGCCCAAUCCCAUUGUUAAUGGCUUCCUUAGUGUUUAUCCGCCUGCAACGAUUGCGACAUCGUCGGUGACAACGAGUACGUUGCCACGUGUUUCGCCCAAUGCAGCCGCCGCCAAUAAACUAGUGCCACCGGUAUCCACAUCCAUUUCGAUAAACACAAACUAUGUGGGAAUUUCUGGUGGCACAACGUCAGCUUCCGGUAUGGGAAAGGUGGUCUUCGGCACGGGCGGCAAUGCGAUUGUCGGCACGGGAUCUCCGUUGCUUUUUCCAGGAGCACCACCAGCCCCCAUUUCUCAUGUUGCCACUGGCGUGCCAAUGAUCAUCCAAGCCCCUCCGUAUCGAGCACCCUACACGAACUACCCCCUCUACACGCCAUACAGCGGCCUGACGCACGGGUCGUACCUGCCUCCAGUAUUGCCGGUUGCCACCUCCAACAUGCCGCCCACACAGCUCCGCAGCUCGGACAGUCGCAGCAGUCGUGAGUCGCCGGCAGCGCCUUCGAUGAAGCCAGCUUCGUCGAAUAUCGCACUGAAUGUCUCGAUGACACCGACCAUCAUGCGAUCCAUCACGCCACUCAACAAUAGCUGUGCAAUAUCCAGCGGUGCAUCGCAGCCCGUUGUGACCGUCGUCCCUUCGGCGAACUCCAGCGCCGCCCUUUCGCUGAGCAACUCCCAGCACAUGACCCACUCCCAUCAUGUGCCAGUGUAUGCGACAGGUGCGUUCUCCUCUGCGGCGGCCGGGACAAGUACACCGAACUCCUCUGGACUCUCUACGCUGGCAGUGACAUCGCUAUCCACGUCGGCUGCUCCACAACCACCGCACUUCCCGCCGGCCACCCAGAUGCACUCACAGAGUGCAAAUUUCUCAUCGGUGUCGCACUUGCUGACCACGCACUCAAUGCCAGCGCAAAACCAGCCCUUGGUGCGUUGCGGUAACACAUUGUAUUCAUCGUCUGCCGCUGCCGCUGCCGCCGCCGCCGCUGCUGCCUCCUCCAACUUUAGUGCCAGCCCCUCGGUGCUCGCCGUUCAAAGUCUAACGACAGCGGUCACGUCGAGCUCGUCAUCACCAUCGACAUCGUCGUCAUCAUCUGUGAUCCAGAAGGUUAUUUCCCCCAAAGGAGAAUCUCCUUGCAACAAAGAUCGGGAUCCCAGUUACAGUACAAAUAUCAGGUCCCACGGUGCACCAGCAAUAUUGCCUGUCGUGUCCCAAGGCAUUGGUCUGGGCACGUCGUUUUGCGGCAUCCCCCCAAGUCAGUAUGGAGGUACAGGUGCCUCAGUAUUAUCCUCGAGCUCUCCAAUGACGGCAUUGGGCAAUCUCCCCUCCUACUCCUCGAAGGCGGCACUAUGGCUGAACUCAUCUGCCAACGCUGUGGUGACGUCCUGUGCUUCCGCCACGCCCAUUGUGUCGAGCGGAAGUGCCCGUCCGACGCCUCCGCUCUCGAACUGCACCAGCAUGGGCAUUGGCAUGGGCAUGGGCAUGGUGAACCCGGCAUCCACGGCGAGAUCCUCCUGCAAUGCCAUAUCGCCGCUGUCCAUUCCCGCAACUGCUGGCAUUCACGUGUCCGCUGCAAAUCCCACUUUCCAGUCGGCAUCGUCAUACUUCCCAGCACCUCUAGCGCCGCCACCAUCGUCCCCAUCACCAGCCACUUCCUCUGCGGCCAUCAACAGCUCCGCCUCGCCCUUCCCGCCAGUGUCCCACUCGAUGAGCAGUAUUGUAACGACGACGGCGGGGGCUACCACAACGACGGCCUCGUCAGUGACACCGCAGCCCACGGCUGCCGCUAUAUCGAACACUGUUGCCAGCACACCGCAUCCCUUCUCUGCAGAAUCGCUUUUCCAGCCCAGCAAAAAUGAUCAAGCCGAUUUGCUGCGGCGCGAGCUGGACAGCAGGUUCCUGGACAGAUCUGGCUUAGCCGUAACCCCCACACCGCCAUCAUCGACAUAUUUACGAACCGAUCUCCAGCAUCAACAGCACGCACACGCACUGCAUCAGCACCCGCAGCUGCUUCCGCCAGCAUCAGCAUCAGCCUCAGCCUCAUCCACGCCCCUAACAGCCGUGCCGCCCAGCUCUGGACAAAUAUUUCCCCCGCCAUUGUUCAAAGAUCUAUCCAAAAUCUCGUCCGUCGAUCCCCAGUUCUAUCGCACUGGCAUGGGCCUGCCAGCGGGCGGCUACAGUGGCUACACCUCGGCGGGACUCCUGCACAGUGGCUUGGGUGGGCCAACGCCGUUCAUGCCUCCCAACCAUUUGACAUCCUUUGCCCCCAAGAAAACUGGUCGUUGGAAUGCCAUGCAUGUUCGUAUUGCGUGGGAAAUCUAUUACCACCAAAACAAGCAGAGCUCUGAGAAGACAGGAUUUCCGACGGCGUCAUCGAGUGCCCAAUCGAUCAGCGCGCCCAUUCCUCCGGGCAACCUGAUCAGUGGAGGAGCUGGUGGUCUCGCCAGUGGGACCAACCCGCCGGUUAACAAUGUGGCAGCCAUCCCUGCGGUCGGAGGUGGUGUCCUAGUCUCAAAUGGGCCUGCCUCUGUGCUUGGUAUUAAGACAACGCCACAACUGGGUCUCAAUACCACACCGCAGCACAUUCUCCAUCGGCCGGGUGAAAUGCCGCCGUCAGCAGCAUUCGCCGGUGGCUUGCCAGGUCGAUUGGCGUUUGAAACGUCUCCCUUGGCAGCGAGUUUCAUUGGAGCUCCUCCUAGUCAUAUAGGAACCGCAGUUUCCCCCUUCGGACGCUAUGGUAAUCCGUUUGGCUUCACAAGCCUAACACAUUUUGGUGGACACUUGGACUCGUGGAGAACAAACGCAAUGCAGCGGAGUGUGGCCGCCUAUCAUCCCUCCAGUGCUGCGGCAUCUCCCAACUGGCCGGUGAAGUCGGAUCCCGGCCUGGACAAUGCGCGUCGCGAAGCGGAGGAGCGGGAGCGCGAGCUGCGGGACCGUGAGCAGCGGGAACGCGACCGCCAGCGACGCGAGCGGGAGGAGCGGGAGCGCAAGGAGAAGGAGGAGAAGCUGAAGCGGGAGCAACAGGAGCGGGAACGCGAACGGGAACGGGAUCGGAAGGAGCGUGAGCGCGAGCGGAGGGAAAUAGAGCGUCGGGAAAUGGAGCGGGAACGAAUGCUGCAACAGCAGCGGAUAAACGAGAGCAACAAGCAGGCGGCAGUACAAGCGGCGGCUGCUGUGGCCCCGCCUGUGCGCGAUCGCUCGCCUCACCGCAACGUUGGCGAGCUGAACACAGAGAUUCGCAUCAAGGAGGAGCAUCCGCGCACCAAAGACGAGCAGGACGUGAUGCUUUUGCGUGCCUCCGCAGCGGCAGUCGGAGUGGGUGUGGGUGUGGGAGUUGGCGGAGAUCCCCGCUAUCACUCAUCCUCGCUGGCAGCCGCUCAGGCCAAUGCAGCUGCGGCGGCUGCCCAUCAUCAUCAUGCCAACUUCAUGGCAGCCAGUCGCCAUGGAUUACCGCCACCGCCGUCGCACCUCACGCGCACCAUGAUGCCGCCCACUCUGAGUGUCGGCGGACCGAUUGCGCACUUCGGCGCACCAGCGCCGCCAGGCUGGGGCAUCGAUCCGUUCCGCGAUCCCUAUCCCAUUCUGCGCUACAACCCCAUCAUGGAGGCUGCCCUGCGACACGAGGCGGAGGAGCGACAGAAGGCGAUCAACAUCUACGCGGCUCAGUCUGCCGCCCAUUUGCGCAGCAAGGAGCCAAGUCCCAUUCCGCCGUCGGUCGGUGGUUCCCUAGGUCCUCCGCCGCCCCACCACCGGAUGCAAAUAGUGACCAGUGUUGGCUCAGCGGGAGUGCCACAGCCACAGCCACCGCCGAGCCAACAGCAGCAGCAACAGCAGCAGCAGCCACAGCUCUCUGGUGGUGUUGGUGGUGCAAUGGGAAAGAACUCGGGACCGCCGGCACCAGGAAGCAUUCCAGUCCAGCAUAUGAUCAAUGUCGACUCCAUGGGCCAGCAGACAGUGAGCGCCAAGAAGGAGGCGGACCACACGAUGGGCAUGGUGGCUAACGCUGGACUCAGCACAGUACCUGGCGGUGUAAUUGGAAUAUCUCCAGUGUCUUCGGUGGCGCCAAGUCGAUGAUAGGAAAACCAAUCGUCGGUCGUAAAUCGUCAAUCGUCAAUAGUUGCACUAAACCAAAUGUAAAAGCGAAUAAGACAAAGAAAUUUGAAAAAUUUCGAUCACCAGCUCCACCAAAAUGUCAUCAUACGCAGAGUCCCAUCCUUAUUACCUCCUCCCAGCAUCAUUUUGAGCCUGAGAGAACACCAAUGAAUGAAGCGCAACGCUUUUGUAAACUAGAAUUCAUCAAUACAUUACAUUACAUUACAUUCAUUUGUAAAGUGAGGAGAUGCACGAUGAUAAUGAUGAACAUGAUGAUGAACAUAUAGAUGAAGAUGAAAACGAUGAUGCAGAUGCAGAUGAAGACGAUGAUGAAGACGAUGAUGAAGAUGAAGAUGAAGAUGAAGAUGUUUGUGGCAAACAAAAAUCAAAUUAAAAGAGGUUAAGACUUCCUUAUACUUCAGACCUAGCAUUCAACCUAAGCACUGAGUCCCACAUUGGCAAAAUACUUUCCUCGACCUUAAUAUGGUCGGUAGCGCGUUGAAGCGUCAUAAUAAGUAAUAUGAACUUUACUUAUUUUUAAUAAAAUACAAAUACAAAUUACAUGCAUACAAAUAAAUUUAGGUUCGCAAAUUUAGUUUAAGUGUAUUUGUAUUAUUUGUAUAAUAUAUAUAUAUAUAUAUAAGCUUAAGAAACAGCCACGAGACAUGUUGAGCAAGAAAAGUAAUUAUAAUUUGAUUGUACAUAUACUAUAUAUUAUACAAAGAACUCUCAUAGUUAUAUGACAUCAACAUGCAGCCUAUGGAAUCCAAACUAUCAUGCACAUGAUACAUAACUCUAUGUAUAUCAGUGACAGCUUCAUUCCCUUUGUGCAUUACGUGUUUAAGGAGUAAUUAUCAUAUAUGCAAUUUAUGUAAAAAUUGAUAAAACUAAAAAUAGAAUCAUUACAAAAAACAUGUA
This is a messenger RNA of Drosophila elegans, 9132 nucleotides long. It is a transcript of the gene tay, whose product is annotated as nuclear pore complex protein DDB_G0274915. NCBI's taxonomy places the organism in Eukaryota, Metazoa, Arthropoda, Insecta, Diptera, Drosophilidae. The transcript is spliced from 15 exons. Bases 592 to 8196 code for a protein of 2534 amino acids. The record is from RefSeq and is a predicted model, not a curated record.